This is a messenger RNA of Mya arenaria, 1026 nucleotides long. Its product is annotated as neurogenic differentiation factor 1-like. The record is from RefSeq and is a predicted model, not a curated record. Bases 1 to 1026 code for a protein of 341 amino acids. Lineage: Eukaryota; Metazoa; Mollusca; Bivalvia; Myida; Myidae. The transcript has a single exon. Gene Ontology annotation, molecular function: protein dimerization activity.
AUGCCCACGCGCUCGGUUCUCCAUGACGACAUCGAGUGUGAGGAUGACUCAGACUUCCCGCUAGACGAUGACCUUGACCUUUCUGACCUUGAUGACCUUGGGAGAUCGUCGGGGUCACAAAGCGGUGCGGAAAAACAGCCGAAGGUCAAGGUGAAGGAGAAAGACGCGGACGAACCGAAAGUACCAAAAAAACGCGGACCAAAGAAGAAAAAGAUGACGAAAGCUCGCUUGAUGAGACUGAGAAUGCGGCGAGUGAAGGCAAACACUCGCGAGAGAAACAGAAUGCAUGGACUCAACGAUUCCUUAGAUAUUUUAAGGAAAUAUGUGCCUUGUUAUUCUAAAACACAAAAGCUUUCGAAAAUUGAAACAUUGCGAUUGGCUUGCAAUUACAUCGGUGCCUUGGCCAAUAUCCUUAAAACCGGAGUUCGCCCAGACGGUGUUUCGUUUGCCAAAUCCCUAUCCAAGGGGCUUUCUCAAAACACCAUGAAUCUUGUAGCCGGAAGUCUGCAGCUCAAUCCUCGGACGCUACUUCCGGAAUCAUCGGGUUAUUCAAAGUCCUAUCAAUUCCUGUACGAUAACACAGUAGACUACACUUCACCUAUGAUACGGUCUCCGGAGUUCACGGCCGGGAGUCCGUCUUUCACUUCUUACGAGAGUUUUUCGCCUUCACGUGGCAACACGUGCUAUUCCGUGCCUUCAAUUAACUUUAAUCAUCAAUCAAACGUGCCCGUGACGGUGAGCGGAUACAUAUCACCUCGUAUAACAAGUCCCCUCCACGGAUUUACGCCAGACAAUAGUCUCCAAGUCGAAGCUAUGACAUCAUCAAAUUUCAUGCGCUGUGAUAAUGUAAUGGAAUCAUAUCCGGUUACCAGUUUUGGUAUAUCCGGUAUGCAACAACAUGGAGGCCUUCAGCAGACGUGCCCACAACCGUAUGGUAUUAUGAACGCCCCCUCGGAUCAACUCAUUGAACACGGACUGCCUUUCCUUACAGGACAAGCUAAUCUCUUUGACUCAAUCACCCAAUGA